This is a messenger RNA of Emiliania huxleyi CCMP1516, 2843 nucleotides long. RefSeq lists its product as hypothetical. The coding region runs from base 399 to 1349 and encodes 316 amino acids. The transcript has a single exon. Lineage: Eukaryota; Haptophyta; Isochrysidales; Noelaerhabdaceae. Gene Ontology annotation, molecular function: protein binding. The record is from RefSeq and is a predicted model, not a curated record.
GCCGGCAGAUAGCUGGCUCAGCCGCCUCCCGGCGCGGGCACGCUUCAACGACGCCACAGGCUGCGCCGCUCGCGCUGCCGAAAAAGAUCCAAGCCGCGGCGGCGGCCGGCAAGGUGGGCGUGGUGCAGACGUGGCUCGCCGGGGACGGGUGGGUUGACGCGACGUGCGUGUAUCGCGGUGUGAGUGGCUGUACGCUCCUGCUGAUCGCCGCCAGCAACGGUCACAAGCAGCUGGUCGAACUUCUGCUCAAGGGCGGCGCGAAGGUGGACGCACAAAACAGUAUCGGCAUUACGGCGCUGAUUGCCGCCGCCGACCACGGCCACGUGCAGGUGGUCGAGAAGCUGCUGCGGCACGGCGCGGAGAUCAACCUGCAGAGCAGCGGCGGCAGCACCGCGCUGAUGCUCGCUGCUUACCAAGGCCACGAGCGCGUGGUCGACUUGCUUCUGCGACACGGCGCAGAGGUCAACCUUCAAGCCAGCGACGGCUACGCUGCGCUCGCGGGCGCCGCCUUCAAUGGCCACCCUGCCGUCGUGCUCCAGCUUCUGCGGGCGGGCGCAGACAUGGCGCUGCGCACUGCGGCGGGCAGGACGGCGCUGCAGAUCGCCAAGGAGAAGGGUCACACCGAGUGCGUCGCCGCUGUCAAGACAGUUCUCGGCGAGGUGGCGGCAGAGAGGCGCGACGCGGCGGCGGUCGAGGCGGGCGGCGCGGGGGCAGGCAGCGCUUCGGGCGGCGAGGGCGGCAGCAGCGGGCCGGUUCCCGAGGAGAUCGGCGAGGCGGGCGGCGCAGGGGCGGACGGCGAUGCCGCCUCGGGCAAGGGGGCAGCGGCGGCACCAACCAACAAGCCGCCCCCGGACUCGUUUGACGAGGAGGACCAGCCCCUCUCGCAGAGAAAGCAAACUGCCGCGUCCUCUUCUGGCGGCGUGGAGAGCGGAACGGGCGAGGACGCCGUCCCCGAGGAGAUCGCGGAGGCGGCUAGGCAAGGCGAAGAGGCGGCGUUGCUGGCGUGGCUCGACGGCGGCGGGCGGGUGGACGCGAAUUUCACUCUUAGAGGGUGUGAGCGCUGUACGUUGCUGAUGACAGCCGCCCGCCAAGGCCACGAGCGGGUGGUCGAGCUGUUGCUGCAGCGCGGUGCUGAGGUCAACGUGGUGGACAGCCUCGGCGGCACUGCCAUGAUGUACGCCGCCCACCAAGGCCGCGAGCGGGUGGUCAAGCUGCUGCUGCGGCACGGGGCGGAGAUCAACCUGCAGGACAGCUACGGCGUCACCACGCUCACGAGCGGGUGGCCGAGCUGCUGCUGCAGCAUGGGGCGGAGAUCAACCAGCAGAACAAUACCGGCCUCACUGCGCUAAUGCUCGCCGCCUACCAGAACCACCCCGCCGUCGUGCUCUGCUUGCUGCGUGCGGGCGCCGACACGGAAAUUCGACUCGGCGUGGCGGCUGGCUGCACAGCGCUGCAGCUUGCCAAGGAGGCGGGCAGCGCCGAGUGCGUGCGCGCCUUCGAGGAGCAUGCGGCGGCCAAGGCGGCGGCCGAGGCGGUGGCGAAGGAGGCGGCGAGGGCUGCGGAGGCGGCGAAGAGGGCGGCGGAGAGGGCGGCGGAGAGGGCGGUGGCGGAGGCGGAGGCGGCGCGGCAUGCCGAGGAGCUGCUGGCGGAGGAGGAGGCGGAGAAGCGCGGCAAGGGCAAGAAGGGCAAGAAGAAGAAGAAGGGCGGCGGGAGCGGCGGCGCUGGGCCGUCGCAGGAGCCCGAGGCGCCGGCGGAGGGUGCAGAGGCACGAUCAGAGGGUGUCGAGGUGCUGUCAAAGGCAGCCGCAGCCGAGGCCGCAAAGAAGGCCGAGGAGGCGAGAUUGAUCAGGCUUCUCGAAAGUUGUCACGAGGAGAGGAUCCGGCUCGGCAUCACGGCGGAGAGCCAGGCAGCGGCUUUAGCUGAGAUGGUCGAGGCGGAGCGCUUGGCCGAGGAGGCGGAGGAAGAGGAGGAGGAGGCAGAGGCGGAGGAGGAGGAAGCCGCGGCCGAGGAGGAAGCCGCGGCCGCGGCACUUGCGGCAGCUGAGGCGGCCACGGCGGCAGCUGAGGCGGCGAUGGCCGCCGCAAAGGCGAGGCGCGCGGCCGCUGCGAGGGCCAAGGCGGCCGCUGCAAGGAAGGCGGCGGCCGCGGCGGCCCAGCGCUCAUAGAGAGCCGCUGAGAGCAGGACACGACGCGCGCAUCUUGUAAUGUAACUGUAGAAAGAUGUACCGGUAGGUUUGGGGCAGAGCGAGUGGGAGAACUUUUCGGCGGUCGUGGAGGUCGUGGAAAGGUCGUGGAGUGGCGAGUCACGCUCGGGCGGACAGCAUCGAUGCCGUCGCCGGACGCGGCGGCGAGGCACACGGGCGCCGGCGUGGCGCGUCGGCAGGCCCACCACGAGCGGAUGCGCGACGAGCGCGCUCGGGAAGCGGCCGCGGGCGACGCGGAGCUUCCGCCGGAGGACGACGCGGUCGAGAUGGCGAGCGCCGUCCACGUGCUGGACAGCGUGGCGGAGGUGGGCCCGAACUACACCCUGCUGCGCAGCAAGGAGACGAAGGCGAAGCGGCGGAAGCGAAAGCGCGAGGAUGCCAGGGCGGCGCUCGACGGCCACACUGUCCUGCCCACCGGAUCGCGCCUCGAGAUCUUCUGCGACAGUGAGCGGUGGUACCCUGCGACCGUCAUGGCGCGGGAGGAGGACGGGGACGGACGGAUCGUGCACGAGGUCGAGUACGACGGCUAAUCGGGUCGGCGGUGGUGGCACAUGCUGGACGACGUACAAAUCCACUCUCUCUCCAUUUCAACAACAAAAAAACGGGGACAGUCAACAAUACUGUAAUAUCGAGCGGACUC